GUAAGGUAACGUCAGGAAGGUACAAAAUAGCAGGAACAGUUUGAACGGAUACGCAGCACGAAAGCGAUGGACCUGGAAUGCGGCGACGUAUCCGCACCUGAUAUAGCAAUCAGCAACCACCAGCAAGUUGCAACCGCCUCGUCCAAAACAACAACAACCUGGGAGGAUGUAGCGAGACAGAUUCGUCAGGCAUUGUUUGGGCAACCCUACCGACUGUGUCAAUGCAGUAUGCCUUUCUUCUUCUCGUGAUUCUCUGAUCAUGAUGCCAGAGAUGCGUAUCAAUGCAAUUGUCAAUUUCCUUACCCUAUCUGUGUUUGGUGAUGUGGUGCCUUCCUUUUCCCCUCCUCCCCUGCUCCUUCUUAAUUGAUAAAUUUUCUGAUUCGCCGAGUUCAAGCGCGGCAGGUAGCGAAUGGUUCCAGGUCGCAUUCCAUUUGGAAAGAAGGAACGGGUUGCUUGUGAAUAACACCUCAGGAUGCAGACAAAAUGCAGACAGGCUGCAAUGACACUCCCGAGCAGUACCGUACCGGUACG
Molecule: messenger RNA, 531 nt
Organism: Colletotrichum godetiae
Lineage: Eukaryota; Fungi; Ascomycota; Sordariomycetes; Glomerellales; Glomerellaceae
Exons: 1
Coding region: 282-503 (73 amino acids)
Source: RefSeq, a predicted model, not a curated record